UCAUAAACUCAAAAAAUGUUACCAAUAAUCCCGGCAUGGUUAGGGUUCAUAGUAUUCAUCCUCUCCACCACCAUAUUAUUUCGGAAACAGAAACAACCACCACCACCACCAGGUCCACCGGCUGUGCCGGUAGUAGGUCACCUCCACAUAUUAGGUGAACUUCCCCACCGCACUCUUGAAACCUUGUCCAAAAAACAUGGUCCCAUAAUGUCUCUACGACUGGGACAAGUCCCAACCAUCGUGAUCUCUUCCCCGGAAGUGGCUGAGCUCUUCCUCAAGAAACAUGACACUGUUUUCGCCAGCCGGCCUCUCCUCGAAGCUUCCAAGUACUUCUCCUAUGGCUACAAGGGGAUGAUAUUCGCCGAGUACGGUCCCUAUUGGCGAAACAUGAGGAAAGUGUGCACCUUGCAACUUCUGAGUGCAUCCAAAGUGGAGUCCUUCGCACCUUUGAGGAAGUUAGAGCUCGGAAAAGCGGUUAAAACGGUUGCCAAAGCCGCGGAGGAUGGCAAGGUUGUGAACCUCAGUGAGGUGGUUCAUAGCGUUAUGGAGGAUGUGGUGUAUAAAAUGGUUUUGGGGUGUAACAAAGAUGACAAGUUUGAUUUGAAGGGACUUAUUCAUGAAAUGUUGAUCUUGGCUGGAAAAUUUAAUGUUACAGAUUUUGUGCCUUGGCUUGGACCAUUGGAUUUACAGGGACUUAGACGAAACUUCAAGAAACUCAGUAAACAAGUUGACGAAGUGCUUGAGAAAAUAAUCAAGGAUCAUGAACAUGCUUCUUCAAACGCUCACAACAACAAUGAGAAACAUGGCAACAAGGACUUUGUGGACAUAUUACUCUCACAGAUGCACCAACCAAUUGACCCUUACGACGAACAAAAUCAUGUCAUCGAUCGCACCAACAUAAAGGCUAUUGUCUUAGACAUGAUCGCCGCGGCAUUUGACACUUCCGCGACAGUUAUUUUGUGGGCUUUAUCCGAACUCUUAAGGAAUCCAAGGGUGAUGAAGAAGCUUCAAGAAGAGCUAAGAAAUGUGGUUGGAAUGAACAAGCUAGUGGAAGAGGUUGAUUUACCAAAGUUGAGUUACUUAGACAUGGUGAUUAAAGAGGCGCUAAGAUUACACCCUGCAGGAACGUUUAUUACCCGGAAAUCAAUGAAAGACAUUGUGAUUCAUAAUUAUUACAUCAAGAAAUCUUCAGAGAUACUUGUGAAUUUAUGGGCAAUAGGGCGAGAUCCUAAGGUAUGGUCGAAUAAUGCGCUUGAGUUUUAUCCUGAGAGAUUCUUGAAUAAGAACGUGGAUCUUCGUGGUUAUGACUUUGAGUUGAUACCAUUUGGUUCUGGUCGUAGAGGGUGUCCUGGGAUUCAAUUGGGUCUUGUUACGGUUAAACUUGUCGUGUCUCAGUUUGUGCAUUGCUUUGAUUGGGAACUUCCAUGGGGUAUGAGUCCUAAUGAAUUAGACAUGAGUGAGAAAUAUGGCAUAACAGUCCCAAGAGUCAAGGAUUUGCUUGCUGUGCCAGCGUUUCGUCUUCUUAGAAUAUUGGCACAAGAUGAACCAAGUAAAUAAUAUAUUCACAAUA
Arachis duranensis is the source of this 1570-nucleotide messenger RNA. RefSeq names its product cytochrome P450 CYP736A12. The record is from RefSeq and is a predicted model, not a curated record. Bases 16 to 1557 code for a protein of 513 amino acids. NCBI's taxonomy places the organism in Eukaryota, Viridiplantae, Streptophyta, Magnoliopsida, Fabales, Fabaceae. The transcript is spliced from 2 exons. Gene Ontology annotation, molecular function: iron ion binding; monooxygenase activity; oxidoreductase activity, acting on paired donors, with incorporation or reduction of molecular oxygen.